This is a messenger RNA of Daldinia childiae, 873 nucleotides long. Its product is annotated as NAD(P)-binding protein. Lineage: Eukaryota; Fungi; Ascomycota; Sordariomycetes; Xylariales; Hypoxylaceae. The transcript has a single exon. The coding region runs from base 1 to 873 and encodes 290 amino acids. The record is from RefSeq and is a predicted model, not a curated record.
AUGGGCAUCAUAACGUCCCUAUUCUCUCUAUUCGGCCCCGGCGCCGCCCUCUGCGCCGCCUGCGAGAUCUUAGCUGUGAUCUGGCCGCGCGUGCGACUCUGGAUGGCCAACGACGCACCGCUGACACGGUUCCUACACGCCGCGCGGGGGAAGCCGGCGUGGGCAUUCGUUGCGGGCGCUGGGCAGGAGCCUAUCGCUCGGGAGCUGUGCUUCGGGCUGGCUGCGCGCGGGUUCAACAUCGUUCUGUACGGCACUGGGCCUGGCUGCCGCGGCGGAAAAGUUACGAUGCACAGACUGCUAGCUUUCCGAGCGCAGCUUCUGAGGGCAAACCCGCAGAAUAAAUAUCGCGUUGUGGUUGUAGAUACGGACGCACAGGGCGAUGCGGUGGAGGGGUUUGUGGCGAGGGUAGGGGGGUCGCUGGAGGGUGCGAAUUUGACUCUGCUGAUUGAUUGUGUUGGCGAUGCUGGUGGCAUAGUCUUACCGCAGUUGAAGGCUGUGUUGAUAUCACUUCUUAAGCGGAAUACGCCUGCGCUGAUUAUCAACGUGGCUUCUUCGAUGCCUGGUAGCGGCUAUGGGACACAGCCGUGUUAUUCGCACAGGGAGUAUGAAUGCCUUUCUCAAGACGGCGUUAACGUUGUUUCGUGCCAUAUCGGCGAUGUAGCUGUCGGUCAUAAGGAGAAAUUGUUGUUCCACCGUUCUGCACAGCGGGCACUAGCCGAGACAGUGUUACUGCAUGCAGCUUCUAGCAGCAGGAGCGCUAUUGUAUACCCCUAUUGGUCACAAGCUAUUUUGCAGAUGACACGGAAGACGUUGCUAGGAAUGGCUGCGGAUCAGCUCUUGUCUGCUACUCGCGGAGAUGUAACAAAGAGAUAG